AUGGUUCGAAAAGAUAGGUAUGCUAAAAGUAAUGUUCAAAAAUUGAGACACGAAAUUAAACCAGAUAUAAUGUUAUUUACGGAAAAUAAAAUGCUUCCUACAUUCAAAUCCGUACCCACAAAAAUGCCUCCAAGGAUUUGCUCUUUUCCAAAUGUUAAACCCACAAUGAUGCAACUUUCAAAGCGUGAAAAGAAACGUACGUUGUCGUUCCUACAAAGCCCAUCGCACGGCUUUUAUAAUACCAUCCAAGAAAAACGGAAGGAAAAGAUGUUUAAUUCUAGUAGAGAGUCCUUUCCUAUUUCUACAGUAGUAUUAUGUAGCGAUGCACCAGAAGAACAGAAGAUGAAAACUACAAAUAAUGAAGAUUUAUUAAUUGCUCCAAUGUAUCAAUCAUUUUUUUGCAAUCUUAUUACGCCUGAUUUAUGCAAAAACGGCAAUAGAAAAGAAGAUGUCAAUGUUAAGGAUAAACUUUAUACCAGUUAUAGCGAGGAUAUGAUGAAAAUAGUAAAUCAUAAAAGUGAAAUGCGAUUAUUACAAGUAUAUCAUCCUAAAAUUUGUUAUUUAUGUUGUAGUAGAGAAAAAAAAAGAGACAUAAAAGGAUCAAUGAGCGCCAUACGUUAUAGCAGAUCUACUCAAUGCGUAUUCGACAUAAAAAAUAAUAAUUCAUAUUUGCACAUCUCACAAAGUAAACGUAACAAUGACCAACGAUAUGACGUUAAAUGUUCGUUUGAGGAUAUUAAUUGUAUAGGUAUGCCUGAAAAAAGAUCGUGGUUAAUUAAAACGUCCGAAGGAAAAGAGAAUAAACGAUGCAUGGAAGAUGGUUGUGAUUGUAAAAUAAAAUAUUCCUGGCAGAUUAUAGGCACAAGUUCGCAAACUUCUAAAGUUUUGCUACAUAAUGAUCUAGAAGAAAAUCAAAGUCAAUUUUCCAAUCAUAAUGAUAAAUCUUCAACGUAUAAAUGCGAAAUCAAAUACUCUUGGCAAAUUGUAGGUACUGGAACGCAGGUUGCAUUGCAAAAUAGCAAUGAUACGGAUUAUUGGACCGGAGUUAUAUUUUCACCGAGUAUUCAUCGAAAUAGGAAAAGCUUCAUUGAUGAGGAAAAUAAAAAGACAUGCAACGAGAUUGAUUGGUGCAAAUUACAAGGAUGCAAAAAAAAAUGUAUAAUUUUAAAUAAUCAAUGUAUUCAGACGCUCGCCGAGAAAAAAACUCAAACUGACAUUCUUGACUGUAAUGUAAAAUAUUCCUGGCAAAAUUUAAUUCUACGACAUCUGUGA
Messenger RNA from Vespa mandarinia (Asian giant hornet), 1272 nucleotides. RefSeq lists its product as uncharacterized. The record is from RefSeq and is a predicted model, not a curated record. Lineage: Eukaryota; Metazoa; Arthropoda; Insecta; Hymenoptera; Vespidae.